GAAUGUACUUUCGAGAAAACGUCAGACAACUCAAGUCUGCGAGUCUACUUCAGUGGCCAGCUCCGGAUCUAUAACUGCGACAGCUGUUGCAAGCGAUGGUAUUUCACCUUUAAUGAAGCAGAAUGCUCAGGCCCAGCAGCUAUUGAUGCUGUGGUCUACAUGUGGAAGGGACAAGGGACACAGAAUUUGCUUCGCCCGCGUCACGUCGAAGGAGUCUGUGAGAACAUCGCCAAAGGUACUGUGCGAGUUGGAUUCUGGAUUGGCAACUGCGCAGGCUAUGGAAGUGCUGAUGGUUAUACGGGCUGGAACUCAGUGUCACGAAUUUACGUGGAAGAAAUGCCUCCCCCGCAAGCUUGA
Molecule: messenger RNA, 357 nt
Organism: Porites evermanni
Lineage: Eukaryota; Metazoa; Cnidaria; Anthozoa; Scleractinia; Poritidae
Source: the annotation of a GenBank genome assembly